Molecule: messenger RNA, 606 nt
Organism: Octopus bimaculoides (California two-spot octopus)
Lineage: Eukaryota; Metazoa; Mollusca; Cephalopoda; Octopoda; Octopodidae
Source: RefSeq, a predicted model, not a curated record
AUGCCAGUCAAGGAAAAUGCGGUACCGGUGUUUAAACCGAAAAGGAAUGUACCGUUUGUGGCGUUGAAUCAAGUUGAGAAGGAAUUAAAACGAUUGGAAGACCUGGAAGUAAUUGAACAAGUGGAUUACCCGGAGUGGGCGGCUCCUACGGUAUAUCUAAAAAAGAAGAAUAACGAGGUAAGAGUAUGUGCGGACUUCUCAACUGGGCUGAAUGACUGUUUAAAAAAGUAUAAUUAUCCGCUGCCAAAUCCAGAGGAAGUAUUUGCCAAGUGCAAUGGUGGGGAAAAUUUUUCCAAGCUGGAUUUGUCUGAGGCCUACCUUCAAUUACAGGUAGACGAAGAAUGUGCUAAAGUAUUAACAAUUAAUACUCAUAAAGGUCUGUACCGUUUCAAAAGACUGCCAUUUGGGGUGAAGGUUGCACCAGCAAUAUUUCAGCAAGUAAUGGAUACUAUGCUGGCAGAUUGUGAGUUCGCGGUCCCAUACCUGGAUGACAUAUUGAUUAAAAGUGAAUCAAGGGACCAGCAUAGUGAACAUAUAGAAGAGGUUUUCAAACGAAUAGGUGAUUAUGGAUUUAAAGUAACGGAGGAUAAAUGUGAAUGUUUUUGA